CGGCCAGCCGCCGGAUAUCCGCCGAGUGACCCUUACAAGUCCUUCUUGGUCCUGAAGUGGAGUUGGUACCCUUGUUGGUUCCUGUGUGAAGCCCCGAACCGUAUCCUGACAUGGGACUAGAGGACGAACGAAAAAUGCUUACCGGAUCCGGAGACCCUCAAGGGGAAGAAGAAGAAGAGGAAGAAUUAGUGGACCCCCUGACAACAGUGAGAGAGCAAUGUGAGCAGUUGGAGAAAUGUGUAAAGGCCCGGGAACGGCUAGAGCUCUGUGAUCAGCGUGUAUCUUCCCGAUCACAGACAGAAGAGGAUUGUACAGAAGAGCUCUUUGACUUCCUACAUGCAAGGGACCACUGUGUGGCCCACAAGCUCUUUAACAGCCUGAAGUAGAUGUGAAGAUUCAUUGUCCUCAAGCCUUCAUCACCUGAGCAUCAGGAUGUUUCUUGUGGUUUUGAACAUGUCAUUUGUUUCUGAUGUAUAUAAGUUCUUGGGAACCUCAUGGAUUUUGGCAAGUAGCUUCUAUGUAAUUAGCAGUGAUUCCAUCUUAAUAAAGUCCUGUGAUCUGCA
Messenger RNA from Nannospalax galili (Upper Galilee mountains blind mole rat), 563 nucleotides. Its product is annotated as cytochrome b-c1 complex subunit 6, mitochondrial. The record is from RefSeq and is a predicted model, not a curated record. The transcript has 4 exons. Gene Ontology annotation, biological process: mitochondrial electron transport, ubiquinol to cytochrome c. Lineage: Eukaryota; Metazoa; Chordata; Mammalia; Rodentia; Spalacidae. Bases 111 to 386 code for a protein of 91 amino acids.